AUGUUUCUCCCCAUUUGGGGAAUACGCGGUCCCCCCAUAAUUUUUGUAAAAUUCUUCUCCUAUAAGCCCGACAGUUUCUCGAUUUUUUCCGUGUAUCGGAAUGACGAACUAAUGGAAUCGUCCUCUUUCAACAAGAAGCACAAGAUGUCUUUAAUUUCAGCAAAUGCAACAGAUAAGAUCGAUUCCCUCGUCCCCGAGGAGGAGUUGCGUCUCUUUAGGGAGAAACGCCAGCAGAGCCCACGUACUUGGGAUUUUUCGGUUGUUCCGGGGUUUUUCCAUCAGUCAAACCCUGAUACUGAUGACACGGUCUUCAAUGGUCCGAAGGUGCAUUUUGGGUUGGCAAAGCACUCAUGGAGUGAAUUGGUUUGCGAUUUGAAGAAACUCAACGAGGAAGCGCCAGAAGGUGUUACCUAUAGGUUAGUUUUCUGUGCGAGACACGGCCAAGGGUAUCACAAUGUUGCUGUUGAAGAGUUUGGAUUGAAGGCAUGGGAUGAUCAUUAUUCACAUUUGAACAGUGCCGUUACAGCGGAUGGGAAAGAGUUGGUCUGGGGGCCAGACCCAUUUCUGACUGAGGUUGGUGAGAGACAGGCCAAAUGGAUGAACGAGCUCAUCACCGAGGAGAUGCAACAUGGCUUCCCAACAAUCACAAAGCUAUACUCGUCUCCAUUCACCAGAUCAUUGCAGACCUUGACAAUGACCUUGGAUGGCAUUGCCAUGAGGAAAAAUAGCAAGGAAGACGGCAGAUGGUUGACUCCCCUAGUUGUCGAGAAUCUAAGAGAGACCAUCGGUGGUCAUACAUGUGACAAACGUUCCAGCAAAUCCAUCAUUCAAGAGAGAUUCCAAGGUUGGAAUCUUAAAUUUGAGGAGGGAUUCCAAGAGGAGGAUGUCUUGUGGAAGCCAGAUUGGAGAGAAUCCAUACACGAGAUUGCCCUGCGUGGUGACCGCUUCUUGCAGAUGAUGUUCGACGAUACUGAAAGUAGCGAUAUCAUCUACACCACGUCUCAUUCCGGUAUGAUCAAGGCUUUGCUAAUGGCAGCAAAUCAUCGUCAAUUUGUGGUCCCUACCGCCGGUAUGAUUCCAAUGUUGGUCAAGGGUGUUCGUAUUUGA
Pichia kudriavzevii is the source of this 1107-nucleotide messenger RNA. RefSeq lists its product as uncharacterized. The transcript has a single exon. Gene Ontology annotation, molecular function: phosphatase activity. The coding region runs from base 1 to 1107 and encodes 368 amino acids. NCBI's taxonomy places the organism in Eukaryota, Fungi, Ascomycota, Pichiomycetes, Pichiales, Pichiaceae. Gene Ontology annotation, cellular component: cytoplasm. The record is from RefSeq and is a predicted model, not a curated record.